Messenger RNA from Lachancea dasiensis, 1467 nucleotides. Lineage: Eukaryota; Fungi; Ascomycota; Saccharomycetes; Saccharomycetales; Saccharomycetaceae. The record is from the annotation of a GenBank genome assembly.
AUGAGUGUAAUGAGUGGGCCUGACAGGAAUAUGAGUAACGAAGUGUGUCAGAAGAACUUAGUAGUGCUUUCUGGCGGCACAGCAGCAAAUGGGUUAUUGGAAGCGUUCGAAAGAGUUUCAAAUGAGCUUUCUUUCAUCAUGCCGAUUUCUGAUAAUGGCGGGUCGACCAGCGAAAUCCUGAGAGUGGUAGGCGGCCCUGCUAUCGGGGACAUUCGCUCACGGAUCGUGCGUUUGAUCAAAGACGCGAACGUGUCAUCAUUACUGGGGUACCGACUGUCAGCUGCCAGAAUGCGGGCUAAACAGGAAUGGAAUGCUAUUGUAGAUGGAACGCACCCAAUCUGGACGGGAUUCCCCAGCGAAGUCAAAGAAAUGUGCCGGUCUUUCCUCAUCCACAUGCAGGCCGAGCUUCUGAAAAAAGACAAGACCUCGGCCCCGUUUCAAUUCGAAAGAGCGAGCAUUGGAAAUCUUUUUCUCACCGGCAUCCGCCUUUUUUUAGGGUCUCUUGAUUCAUCUAUAGAGCUCGCCCUUCGUGUCUGCCGGUGCGACGAGCGCAUUAGCAUCAUCCCGUGCAUAAACACGAACCACACACAUCACAUAUCAGCCCUGCUGCAGAAUGGGGAUGUUAUAACAGGCCAAUCGCAAAUAUCACAUCCGUCCAAGCAGAAGGGUAGAAGAGUGCGCUCCAGCAAAGUCGGUUUGUUGCCCAACGCAUCCGCAAACUUCAGCACGGAGUCACUUGUAGGGCCGAACUCAUCGGUUCAUCUGAAAGAACAAGAAACAUUUGACACAGGUUUCGAAGAGCUACUUCGUGAAGAUGAUGACGACGAAGAUGAAACUGAUCGUGGAGCUGACGACGAAGAAGAAUUUGCAUACCCGGGAUAUAUCCAUCCGGAGUUAAAACUUUCACAGUUACAUUUUGAUAAGAUGGGCGUGGGCGAGGAGGACUUGCUAGCGGCUCCGAUAAAACGCAUUCUAUACAUUAAUCCAUAUGGCGAGGAGGUUUUGCCACAGGGGAAUAGCAGGGCUAUUAACAAGUUAAAAAACAGCAAAAUGGUGAUUUAUUCGGUGGGGUCGCUCAUGACCAGCCUUUUGCCGAUCAUAAUACUGGGAAAUGUGGCCGAAACCAUUGUGGAAAACGAACACGCCAAAAAAGUCUUAUUAGUGAACAACAAAUACGACCGUGAAACGUACGGAAUGGAUGGCUUCCACUUUGUGAAAAUGAUUGUGGAGUCGAUGCACAGAGCAGUUCAUAACUACAAGCGCAAGAGAAAAAGCCAAAAACCUGAAAGUGCUGGAGUCGACUUACCUGUUGAAUGGACCAAGUAUGUUACUGAUGUGCUAUAUUUGACUAGAGGCGAAAUUUCUGUAGAUACACUAGCAUUGAAUAACCUGGGCAUUCGAACUUAUGCUAUUGAACAUGAGUACUUUGAAAUAGAUACACUAGAAGACUUGCUGAAAUCUAUAUAG